Ramularia collo-cygni is the source of this 513-nucleotide messenger RNA. Its product is annotated as probable glutathione peroxidase. The record is from RefSeq and is a predicted model, not a curated record. The transcript is spliced from 3 exons. Gene Ontology annotation, biological process: response to oxidative stress. The coding region runs from base 1 to 513 and encodes 170 amino acids. Lineage: Eukaryota; Fungi; Ascomycota; Dothideomycetes; Mycosphaerellales; Mycosphaerellaceae. Gene Ontology annotation, molecular function: glutathione peroxidase activity.
AUGUCCUCCGCCACCACUUUCUACGACUUCAAGCCCGUCGACAAGAAGGGCCAGGAGUAUCCACUGUCGGACCUCAAGGGCAAGGUCGUGCUCGUCGUCAACACCGCCUCCAAGUGCGGCUUCACUCCACAAUUCGAGGGCCUCGAGAAGCUCUACAAAGAGGUCAAGGCCACUCACCCCGACUUCGAGAUCAUCGGCUUCCCAUGCAACCAGUUCGGCGGCCAAGACCCCGGCAGCAACGAUGACAUCCAGAGCUUCUGUCAGCUCAACUACGGCGUUUCCUUCCCAAUCCUGGGCAAAACUGAGGUCAACGGCGACAAGGCCGAGCCUGUGUGGGAGUGGAUGAAGAAGGAAAAGCCAGGUCUCCUCGGUCUUCAGAGAGUCAAGUGGAACUUUGAGAAGUUCUUGAUCGGUCGUGAUGGUCAGGUCAAGGGCCGCUGGGCGAGCACCACUGCUCCGGAGAAGAUCAAGUCUGCGGUCGAGGCAGAGCUCAAGACUUCAGCCUCCCUAUGA